AAACCCUAACUCACAUUAUUGAAUUGUAUUUUGUCUCUUUCGAACUUUGAUCCGAAAAGCUUGGAAAACCCCAACUUCUCUUUACUUAUACUCAACAACAACAACAACUAUUUCUCAUCUCUUCUUCAGCAGUCUUUCUAGUCAUGGCGGGUGCAGUUCCUGAUGGAUCCCAAUUUGAUGCUCGUCAAUUUGAUUCAAAAAUGACAGAGUUGCUAAAUGCUGAAGGGCAAGACUUUUUUACCUCAUAUGACGAGGCUUAUGAUACUUUUGAUGCUAUGGAAUUGAAGGAGGAUCUCCUGAAAGGCAUUUAUGCAUACGGUUUUGAGAAACCCUCAGCAAUCCAGCAAAGGGGAAUUGUACCUUUUUGCAAAGGUCUUGAUGUGAUUCAGCAGUCUCAGUCUGGAACGGGAAAGACUGCUACUUUUUGUUCUGGAGUUCUGCAACAACUGGACUAUGAACUGUUAGAUUGUCAAGCCUUGGUCUUGGCACCUACUCGUGAGCUUGCACAACAAAUUGAGAAGGUCAUGGAAGCACUUGGAAGCUGUCUUAAAGUCAAGGUUCAUGCUUGUGUGGGAGGUACCAGUGUCCGUGAGGAUCAAAGGAUCCUUUCAAUUGGGGUUCAUGUUGUUGUGGGAACACCUGGACGUGUAUUUGACAUGUUGAGAAGACAGUCUCUCCGCGCUGAUCACAUUAAAAUGUUUGUAUUGGAUGAGGCUGAUGAAAUGCUCUCCAGAGGGUUCAAGGAUCAGAUCUAUGAUAUUUUCCAGCUAUUGCCUCCUAAGAUUCAGGUUGGUGUUUUCUCUGCCACAAUGCCUCCUGAGGCCCUUGAGAUCACAAGGAAGUUCAUGAAUAAACCUGUGAGGAUUCUUGUGAAACGUGAUGAACUGACCUUAGAAGGUAUCAAACAGUUUUAUGUGAAUGUGGAAAAGGAAGAAUGGAAGUUUGACACCCUUUGCGAUCUAUAUGAAACCUUAGCCAUCACACAGAGUGUUAUUUUUGUGAAUACUCGUCGCAAAGUUGACUUGUUAACAGAGCAGAUGCAAAGCAAAGACCAUACAGUCUCAGCUACCCACGGUGACAUGGACCACAAAACUAGGGAUGUUAUAAUGCAUGAAUUCCGUAGCGGUUCCUCUCGUGUUCUCAUCACCACUGAUCUUUUAGCCAGAGGAAUUGAUGUCCAACAAGUCUCCCUCGUCAUAAACUAUGAUCUCCCCACUCAACCUGAAAAUUACCUUCAUCGUAUUGGACGUAGUGGACGGUUUGGUAGGAAGGGUGUUGCAAUCAAUUUUGUAACCAAGGAUGAUGAGAGAAUGCUUUCUGACAUUCAAAGUUUUUACAACAUGGUGAUUGAGGAGCUUCCAGCAAAUGUCGCUGAUCUCCUAUAAGCUUCCUGCUACAAGAAUCGCUUGUUUGAUUUCUCCACAUUUUUAACUCUUUUUUAUUAGUCUUGAUUUGUAUAUUUAGCUGUUUAUUUAGUUUAAUAGUCUUAGUGUAAUACUGAACUUACUUAGUAAUACACAUUCAAUUGUCUAAUUCACCAUAUAUAUACAAAAAUAG
Molecule: messenger RNA, 1557 nt
Organism: Solanum pennellii
Lineage: Eukaryota; Viridiplantae; Streptophyta; Magnoliopsida; Solanales; Solanaceae
Product: eukaryotic initiation factor 4A-9-like
Exons: 5
Coding region: 144-1385 (413 amino acids)
Biological process (GO): cytoplasmic translational initiation
Cellular component (GO): cytoplasmic stress granule
Molecular function (GO): RNA helicase activity; ATP binding; translation initiation factor activity
Source: RefSeq, a predicted model, not a curated record